AUGGGUACGUUCCAGAACUUAAAAUUCUUUGUUUUCCUGAUGAUGUGGAAAUAUUCCUUCUCAAAAAGUAGCAGCUCUUAUCUUCCCAUUGCUCAGUCAACGGAGUACAAAGCCAGUUAUGAAAGUUACGAGGGUCCUCCCCACCCCUUCCACUUCGGCUACGACGUGGUAGACGAGCACGGCAACAAGCAACAAAGACAAGAACAGGGGGACCAGCACGGCACAGUCAAAGGCAGCUACAGCUACACUGAUGCCCACGGGAUCUACAGGCACGUGGACUACGUGGCCGACCACUCUGGAUUCCGGGCGUCCGUCCAAUCCAACGAGCCCGGACUGGGGCAUGAGGAUCCGGCAGACGUGAAAAUGUCGGUCAAACCCCCGCCCCACCACAUCCUAGAGCAGCAGUACUCUGAUCCUAAGCUGUACCUCAAGGGUAGUUCCAGACCUGUCUAUAGGGAGGCAUCGUCACCGUAUGCUGCGUCGUCUCUGGUGCCGGUGCUUGUGGCACCAUAUGGCACGCCGCAUAGGUACGAAAGUGGCACCAACCAUUUGUACAAUUUUUAA
This is a messenger RNA of Uloborus diversus, 564 nucleotides long. RefSeq names its product cuticle protein 7-like. Gene Ontology annotation, cellular component: chitin-based extracellular matrix. Gene Ontology annotation, molecular function: structural constituent of chitin-based larval cuticle. The record is from RefSeq and is a predicted model, not a curated record. The transcript has 3 exons. The coding region runs from base 1 to 564 and encodes 187 amino acids. Lineage: Eukaryota; Metazoa; Arthropoda; Arachnida; Araneae; Uloboridae.